AUGCCUGCAACAUUGAAACCAAGCACAAAAGUUUUCACCUUGAACAACGGAGUUGAGAUUCCAGCUGUAGGAUUGGGUACUUGGAGAGCUCUUGACAACGAUGGCUACAAUGCUGUUCUGUAUGCAUUGAAACAUGGUUACAGACACAUUGAUGAUGCAAAGUUAUACGAAAAUGAAGAGCAAGUGGGUAAAGCUAUUAAUGACUCGGGCAUCCCAAGAAAAGAAUUAUUCGUCACAACCAAAUUGUGGAACACUGACCACAAGAAUGUUGAAGCUGCCUUAGAUGAAUCUUUGAAGAAAUUGGGUCUCGAGUAUGUUGAUUUAUACUUGAUUCACUGGCCACAAAAUACCGACCAAGAGGUGGAUGAUCCACUGAAAUACGAGGAUUAUAUUGACACUUGGAAAGAAUUACAAAGAAUAUACAAAGAAGGAAAGAAAGUGAGAGCAAUUGGUGUUGCCAACUUUACCAUCAACAAGUUGGAGAAGUUGCUCAACGCUAAUGGUGUUGAUGUCGUACCUGCAAUCAACCAAGUCGAGACCCACCCAUUGCUCAACCACGAAAAGUUGAUUGCCUAUUUGAAGAGCAAAAACAUUCACUUGACCGCAUAUUCUCCAUUCGGUUCAGAUAAGGCACCAGUUUUGGAGAAUAAAGUUGUGAAAGAGAUUGCUCAAAAGAAUGGUGUCGACCCGGGCCAACUUCUUGUUUCGUGGGCAGUGCAAAGGGACACAAUUGUUAUCCCCAAAUCAGUCACUGAAAAGAGAAUUCUCUCAAACUUUGAGACAUUCACUUUGUCGAAGGAGGAUUUCGAUGCUUUGAAUGAGUUGGAAGGAAAGGAAGGAACAAAGAGAUACAAUGAUACUCCAUUUAACAACUUUGAUGAGUAG
Messenger RNA from Lodderomyces parapsilosis, 885 nucleotides. RefSeq lists its product as uncharacterized. Gene Ontology annotation, molecular function: oxidoreductase activity. The record is from RefSeq and is a predicted model, not a curated record. NCBI's taxonomy places the organism in Eukaryota, Fungi, Ascomycota, Pichiomycetes, Serinales, Debaryomycetaceae. The transcript has a single exon. The coding region runs from base 1 to 885 and encodes 294 amino acids.